Messenger RNA from Leptosia nina, 729 nucleotides. Lineage: Eukaryota; Metazoa; Arthropoda; Insecta; Lepidoptera; Pieridae. The record is from the annotation of a GenBank genome assembly.
AUGAAUAUAGAAAGUGCAGCUGUAAAUAUUUUAAAGCGCGGAGUAGAUUUGGAUACUAAGAAACGAUAUACAGAGGCACUGGUUUGUUACCAAGAAGGUCUUCAAAUACUUGUUGACAAGAUAAAAGCUGAAAGAGAUGAUUCAACACGCAGUUAUUUAAGAAAAAAGGUAGAAGAAUAUAUGAACAGAGCAGAGACUAUAAAAACACUUGUUAUAAAACAAAAAGAAGCUGGUCUAUUUCAUGAACAAGUACAUAUAGAGAAUGACUCAACAGGACACAGUUACAAAACUCUGUUUGGACGAUUCCUAGAUGAUGAUGUUAGUUUUGUUGUUGUAGAGGAUCCUUAUAUAAGAAGUUUUCAUCAGUGUCAAAACUUUCUUCGGUUAUGUGAAUUAUUAGUAAGAUCAUGCACUAAACUAAGGCAUAUAGAACUCCUUACCUCAAAAGACAAUAAGACUGAAAAGGAUCAAAAAAGUUGGUUGGACAAUUUAGCAAGUGAUCUUAACAAAUACCGGGUGCAACUUAUUGUGAAGUAUUCAGAAACUUUGCACGAUAGACAAAUUAUCCUUAGCUCUGGUUGGAUAAUAAAAAUUGGCAGAGGUCUUGACUUCUACAAGGCGCCAGACAACAAAUUCUGCCUUGGAAUGUACGACCUUGAUCUACGACAAUGUCAUGAAACUACAGUUGAUAUAGUACAUUCGAAGAAUAUUAAACAAUCAUAUGGAUAA